AUGCUGUGUUUUCUAUUUAAAAUAAUGAUAUUCAUGGUGGGGUAUUUAUUACCAGUGGGACUAUCUCUUCACGGUUGGAAACAUAAGAAGUACGAAAUAGUGGAGUACUGCUUGAAGUAUAUUUUUUUUUUUGUUAUUUUUGAAAGUUUAGUAACCACUUCAAUAGGAGCAAUUAUAUACAAAAUCAGUGGCUUUAUAUGGUGUUUAUUACAUUUAGCUCUUUAUGUUAUUUUAAUUAUGCCAAAAUUUGAUUAUUUGAAUAUAAUAUAUGAACAAGUCAGCAAAUUUAAUAGUCAGAAUAAUGUUACGUUGUACUUAAAUAAUUACAUAAUCAACCCUUUGAAUAGCCAAGUUAACAAAAUUGUCAAAAAGUUGAAGACCUUAUAA
Molecule: messenger RNA, 387 nt
Organism: Plasmodium malariae
Lineage: Eukaryota; Apicomplexa; Aconoidasida; Haemosporida; Plasmodiidae
Product: conserved Plasmodium protein, unknown function
Exons: 1
Coding region: 1-387 (128 amino acids)
Source: RefSeq, a predicted model, not a curated record